This is a messenger RNA of Uranotaenia lowii, 2454 nucleotides long. RefSeq lists its product as uncharacterized. The coding region runs from base 1 to 2454 and encodes 817 amino acids. The record is from RefSeq and is a predicted model, not a curated record. Lineage: Eukaryota; Metazoa; Arthropoda; Insecta; Diptera; Culicidae. The transcript has a single exon.
AUGCAGCUGGGUCAAUAUUUCCUAUUACUUUUCAAUGUGCUACUGGCCUGCACCGCAGUGCUUGCACUAAAACACUCUGGCGGCGACGAUGGGUCCAACCGGAUGAUCCGCUCUCCUGAUGAAGAGAACCAGCCGAUCAUCACCAAUAGAUCUCCUCGAGAACUGCGACGCAUGGAUGGAGGCGAAAACUCCAACCGAUUGUACCGCUCUCCUGACUCGACGCACCCUAUGGAUGGAGGUGAUCACUUCAACCGGAUGAUCCGUUCUCCCAAACCAGAGAGCCAGAAGGACGAUGAUGGAGAAUCUAAAAAAUCUGCCCGGUCUCCUAAACACAUGGGUGGUGGGGAUGACUCUAACCGAUUGUUCCGCUCGGACGGAAUCGAUGGGACAAUCGAACCUCGACUGCACCACAUGGGCGGAGGCGAUGAUUCCAAACGAUUGUUCCGCUCAGACGGAAUCGAACCUCGAAGACUGCUCCGCAUGGGCGGAGGCGAUGACUCCAACCAUCAAUCCCGCUCCGGUGAAUCUAUGCAUCACAUGGAUGAAGGCGAUAACUCCAACCGAUUGAUCCGUUCACCUAAACCAGAGAGCAAGAAGGACGAUGAUGGAGAAUCUGAAAAAUCUGCCCGGUCUCCUAAACACAUGGAUGGAGGUGAUCACUUCAACCGGAUGAUCCGUUCUCCCAAACCAGAGAACGAGAAGGACGGUGAUGGAGAAUCUAAAAAACAUGCCCGGUCUCCUAAACACAUGGAUGGCGGGGAUGAUUCCAACCGGAUGAUUCGUUCUCCCAAACCAGAGAACGAAAAGGAUGGUGAUGGAGAAUCUAAAAAAUCUGCCCGGUCUCCUAAACACAUGGGUGGCGGGGAUGAAUCUAACCGAUUGUUCCGCUCGGACGGAAUCCAUGGGACAAUCGAACCUCGAAGACUGCUCCGCAUGGGCGGAGGCGAUGACUCCAACCAUCAAUCCCGUUCCGGUAAAUCUAUGCAUCACAUGGAUGGAGGCGAUAACUCCAACCGAUUGAUCCGUUCUCCCAAACCAGAGAGCGAUGAUGGAGAAUCUAAAAAAUCUGCCCGGUCUCCUAAACACAUGGAUGGAGGUGAUCACUUCAACCGGAUGAUUCGUUCUCCCCAACCAGAGAGCGAGAAGGACGGUGAUGGAGAAUCUAAAAAACAUGCCCGGUCUCCUAAAUACAUGGAUGGAGGUGAUCAUUCCAACCGGAUGAUCCGUUCUCCAAAACUAGAGAACGAGAAGGACGAUGAUGGAGAAUCUAAAAAACAUGCCCGGUCUCCUAAAUACAUGGAUGGAGGUGAUCAUUCCAACCGGAUGAUCCGUUCUCCCAAACCAGAGGGCGAGAAGGACGGUGAUGGAGAAUCUAAAAAAUCUGCCCGGUCUCCUAAAUACAUGGAUGGAGAUGAUCAUUCCAACCGGAUGAUCCGUUCUCCCAAACCAGAGAGCGAGAAGGACGAUGAUGGAGAAUCUAAAAAAUCUGCCCGGUCUCCUAAAUACAUGGAUGGAGGUGAUCAUUCCAACCGGAUGAUCCGUUCUCCCAAACCAGAGAACGAGAAAGACGGUGAUAGAGAAUCCAAAAAAUCUGCCCGGUCUCCUAAACACAUGGGUGGUGGGGAUGACUCUAACCGAUUGUUCCGCUCGGACGGAAUCGAUGGGACAAUCGAACCUCGACUGCACCACAUGGGCGGAGGCGAUGAUUCCAAACGAUUGUUCCGCUCAGACGGAAUCGAACCUCGAAGACUGCUCCGCAUGGGCGGAGGCGAUGACUCCAACCAUCAAUCCCGCUCCGGUAAAUCUAUGCAUCACAUGGAUGGAGGCGAUAACUCCAACCGAUUGAUCCGUUCACCUAAACCAGAGAGCAAGAAGGACGAUGAUGGAGAAUCUGAAAAAUCUGCCCGGUCUCCUAAACACAUGGAUGGAGAUGAUCACUUCAACCGGAUGAUCCGUUUUCCCAAACCAGAGAACGAGAAGGACGGUGACGGAGAAUCUAAAAAACAUGCCCGGUCUCCUAAACACAUGGAUGGCGGGGAUGAUUCCAACCGAAGUAUCCGCUCUCCUCAACGACGGUCCCACAUGUUUGGAAACGAUGACUCCAACCGAUUGUUCCGCUCGGACGGAAUCCAUGGGACAAUCGAACCUCGAGGACUGCUCCGCAUGGGCGGAGGCGAUGAUUCCAAACGAUUGUUCCGCUCGGACGGAAUCGAACCUCGAAGACUGCUCCGCAUGGGCGAUGACUCCAGCCGAUUGCCCCCCUCGGACGAAAUCCUUCCGGUAAUCGAACGUCAAAGACUGCUCCGCAUGGGCGGAGGCGAUGACUCCAACCGAUUGUUCCACUCGAACGGAAUGCUUCGGACAAUCGAACGUCGAGGCGAUGACCCCAACCGGAUGAUCCGCUCUCCUUUGAAAUAUUUCGAUAGGGACGAACUUGCCUUGCGUAGUCAGUGA